Triplophysa rosa is the source of this 1011-nucleotide messenger RNA. It is a transcript of the gene parapinopsinb, whose product is annotated as parapinopsin b. Gene Ontology annotation, cellular component: photoreceptor outer segment; membrane. NCBI's taxonomy places the organism in Eukaryota, Metazoa, Chordata, Actinopteri, Cypriniformes, Nemacheilidae. The record is from RefSeq and is a predicted model, not a curated record. Gene Ontology annotation, molecular function: G protein-coupled receptor activity. Gene Ontology annotation, biological process: G protein-coupled receptor signaling pathway; visual perception.
AUGGCCUCUUUUCCAGAAGUCUCGAAUGGAUCUUCCGUCUACGGCCUCGGUGCAAAGACGCCCCUGCCACGGGCAGGAUUCAUCACGCUAUCUGUCCUCAUGGUGCUGGCCUCUGUCACAUCUGUCGUUCUGAACGCAACGGUUAUCGCUGUGACCCUCCGGCACAAACAGCUGCGGCAGCCGCUGAAUUUCGCCUUGGUCAAUCUCGCCGUGGCCGACCUUGGUACCACGUUAACGGGCGGUCUGCGAUCCGUGGUGACCAAUGCCGUGGGUUACUACAUCAUGGGACGGGUCGGCUGUGUGUUGGAGGGGUUCUGCGUUGCUUUAUUUGGUAUAACAGCACUGUGCACAGUGGCCCUGAUCGCUGCGGAAAGGUUGUUUGUUGUAUGCAAGCCUCUGGGUACCAUCACGUUCCAGAGCCGGCACGCCGCAGGAGGGUUGGAAUUAUGCUGGCUGUGGUCUCUGAUCUGGAAUACUCCUCCUCUCCUCGGCUGGGGCAGUUACCAGCUGGAGGGGGUGGGAACUUCUUGCGGACCUGACUGGCAGGGUCGAGACCUGAAAAACGUGUCUUACAUCAUCUGCUACUUCUCGCUUUGUUUUGCUGUGCCAUUUGCCCUCAUUGUGAUCUCAUACUCAUGGCUGCUUUACACACUAAGACAAGUGGCUAAAGUGGGCAGAGGGGCAGCUGCGAGGGCGGAGUCAAAGGUCGCAUGGAUGGUUGUGAUGAUGGUGUUGGCCUUUCUGGUGAGCUGGCUGCCCUGUGCUGCUCUGGCUUUAACCGUCGUCUUCAACCCCGAGGUCCAGAUGAGCGCUCUGGUGAAGGUUGUCCCCAUAUACAUGGCCAAAAGCAGCACUGUCUACAACCCCAUGAUCUACAUAUUCAUGAACAAACAGUUUCAGAGGUAUGCAGUACCAUUGCUCACGUGUGGUAAAGAUCCCUGGCCUUCAGAAGACGAUGCAUCAGAGCUUCAAACUGUCGUAUCACCAGUCAACAAAAUCAGCCCAGAAUGA